Acipenser ruthenus (sterlet) is the source of this 1281-nucleotide messenger RNA. RefSeq names its product membrane-spanning 4-domains subfamily A member 4A-like. Lineage: Eukaryota; Metazoa; Chordata; Actinopteri; Acipenseriformes; Acipenseridae. Bases 5 to 820 code for a protein of 271 amino acids. The transcript is spliced from 7 exons. The record is from RefSeq and is a predicted model, not a curated record. Gene Ontology annotation, cellular component: membrane.
CGAGAUGGAACACAUUUACAGUGGGCUGCAGAUACCAGACCAGGAUAUCUACUCUGGUAUCUCACCAGAGGUGAAAGAACCCAGAAGACACACAGACCAGGCAAGCGCCAUGGCUUCACAUGUAACAACAGCUGGAGGGUUUGUUAUCGUCACUCACAAGUACCCCCUGAGCAGUGCUGGCCAGGCUGCACCAGGAACAGUGGCAAGACAGCUGCCAGGGCCGCUGCAGACAUUUCUACGAGGACAGCCCAAAGCUUUGGGGGUCGUGCAAAUUAUAAUUGGGAUUGUGAGUCUGUUGUUUGGUCCUGUCCUGAUGAAUGCGAACAUGUUUGCAGGAAUCAUUGGAUUACCUUUCUGGACUGGUGUAUGGUAUAUUAUCUCUGGAUCCCUGGCUGUUGCAGCUGAUAAUACCCACAGAAGAGGUCUGGUGAAGGCAUGUUUAGGGAUGAACGUUGUCAGUUCUGUUUUUGCUGGAGUUGGAUCUAUUCUUUAUUCAAUAAGCGUGUCCAUAGUAUCUAACCACAUGGAUUACUUGAACAGAUCUGCAGAUUAUUAUGACCAGUUAUCUAACCACAUGGAUUACUUGAACAGAUCUGCAGAUUAUUAUGACCAGUUAUCUAACCACAUGGAUUACUUGAACAGAUCUGCAGAGCAUGAUUACCUCCGUAGAUACUCUCUAACCAUACAUGUAGGCAUUCUGGCAGUUCUUCUGGUGCUGAACAUUUUGGAGAUGUGCAUCGCUAUCGCUACAUCAGCCUUUGGAUGCAAAUCUGAAUGCAGUUACACUGACAUGCCGGAGGUUGCUUUUCAACAGCCAUGAAUCCAGUGACCUGGGUGCAGAUUUGCUCAAUUGAACUAUAAGAAGCAUGCAGUCAAGAAGACAACUGUCCCUCCGCCUCCUCUAGCAAAGCUUAGCCAGCGCUAAAGACUUCAUCUCUGCAAGGUGUUAUUAUCAGAACAAGUUAAACAACAAUGAAAUCCUCCCAUGUGUAAACUGUCGGGGAAUUUGUAUUGAUAUGAAAAUGAAAACGUGUUCAUUUGCUUUGGAUCAUUUGCUUGUUUUGCUUAUAUUUUCAAUAAGAUUAUUUGUAUUUAAAAGCUGAAAUGUUUCCCAUGUUCAGUUAUGAUAUUGGUUUUAUAUUUUAAUGUUUUCAGUAACAAUAAUGAAAAAGAAACAUAGUAGGCAAAUGGUAUAUGGAAGUGAUACAUUGAGAUAUGUUUUGGAGUUGUAUGAUAUACUGCUUUGCUUAAUAAAAAAAAUAAAACGUUUCUUAGAAUUUU